Molecule: messenger RNA, 728 nt
Organism: Dufourea novaeangliae
Lineage: Eukaryota; Metazoa; Arthropoda; Insecta; Hymenoptera; Halictidae
Exons: 4
Coding region: 1-624 (207 amino acids)
Source: RefSeq, a predicted model, not a curated record
AUGGUACCUUGCAGAGGCAGACUGAAAACUGUUGCUGCUAGGGAAGGUCUUAUGCAAGAUGAAUUCGCCGGCAUGGUAUAUGCAGCCCACGAUGCUUACAGAUUCAUGAAGAAAAUCGAUAACGACUACGAAAAUUCCUGUAUGCUGAGAACGUACAACGAUCCUAAAACCAUUCACCCUCAACGUCAACGUCUUCCCCUCGCUCGAGACGUGUCCUAUCCAGACGAGUACUACGACGACGAUUUGAAGCAGAAACAGGCGGAGGAGCAGCCCUUGGAUAGGAAUAGUCGAAAUUCAUUACUGUCCGAGUACUAUAACCUUUGCGAAACCGUAACUAGAAAAGUGCAGCUAGUCGACUCCGAGUACGAGUACCAACCACCGAUCUACCAGGAGGUCUAUUGUAAGAAUUACCCUAUCCGUGGCGACAGCCAGACCACCGUGAACUCUUUAAAGCAGGAGUGCGUCUAUCCUGGGUCCCAGUGUGUCCAGAAAUGGAGGACAUUGGUCCUGGUGAAGCGACCAUGGGGCAGUGAAUGUUGGGAACCUUACACCAAGGAGAUCGCUAGUGGUUGUGAGUGUAUGUGGGAGAAGCCUUCCCUCGGAGACAUAGCUGAACAUUAUUGAAUUUUCAUGCGGACGAGCCCUCGGGAUUCAAUGAUCGAAGGAGCGAACGUAACAAACAGGCGCUUCUGCGACCAGCGAUUUUAUUCCAUCGGACGAUUGUUUAU